UAUUAAAAAAUAAUACAAUUUUAUUAAUAUUGAAAUAAAAAUAUUAUGUCUAACACAAAUUACUUGCUAGUUAUCUAUAUAUUUAAUAUGAACUUAAUUAAAACAACAUGUAACUUAAUCACUGUAAUUUAUUUAACGUAAGAAGAUGUAAUAUGUUGGCUCGCCAAGCGGCUCAAAAAGGUUUAUAACACCGAAUUCGAAUGCAACCUCCGUAUAAUUUGAUUCUGUUAUUGUAUCAUGACGCCAUAGAGUAGUUGCUUUCUUGUUUGUGUUUCUUCCUUAUGUAAAAAAAAAAAAAAAAAAAACUUAAUAAAAUUCCACAUAGCAGUAACAUAUCUACACUACAAUUAAUUUUAUGGUGACCUUGCGUUACAAUCUCUCAGCCCAUCAGUUUCUCAUUUCAGAAAAAAGGUUUCAAACCAGCAAAGAACUAUUUCACCUCUAUAAAUUCACCAACUUCUUCUAACUUUAACACAAAUCCAUAUCAUAGGUGAUCAAAUCACACAUUCAAUUCAUGGAGGCCACAACUCACAUAGCCAUAGUAACAGUUCCUGUAUACAGCCAUCAACGCUCAAUCCUUGAAUUCUGCAAGAGAUUGGUUCAUCUCCAUCAAGACAUCCACAUUACCUGCAUCAACCCCACAUCUGGUCCUCCUUGCAAAAAUGUCAAAGCCCUUUUUGAAUCUCUUCCAUCAAACAUUGAACACAUGUUCCUUCCACCACCAAACUUGGAAGACAUGCUUCAUAAUAAGCCUCACCCUGGACUCCUAAUUCAAGUCGCCAUAUUGCGCUCUCUGCCUUCAAUUUACAAUGCCUUGGAGACUUUGCAUCAUUCAAGAUCAAAGCUUGUUGCUAUUGUUGCUGAUGGUUUGAUAACCGAAGCGCUUCCAAUGGCGAAGAAGCUCAAUGUUUUAUCCUAUGCUUAUUUCCCAUCCACAGCCAUGUUACUGUCACUCUGCUUGUACGCUCCCAUGUUGGACAAGAAAAUUACUUGUGAGUACAGAGACCUGACAGAGCUUAUAGAGAUACCUGGUUGCAUUCCAAUUCAUGGCACCGAUCUUCCUGACCAGUUUAAAGAUCGAUCCAGUGUAGAAUACAAGGUGUUUCUUGAAGCUAAUGAAAGAUUCUACUCAGCUGAUGGUUUCUUGAUUAAUACUUUUCUUGAUUUAGAACCAGUGACAAUAAGAGCAUGGCAAGAAAAAAAGAUGACAAGUCCCACAUCGGUUCCUUAUGUUUACCCAGUUGGUCCCUUUGUACAAGGAGGGUCAUAUGAUAAUCAGGGAAAGGACAUUGGAUACAUGAGAUGGUUGGACAAGCAGGAACCAAAUUCUGUUCUUUAUGUUUCCUUUGGAAGUGGUGGGACACUUACCAAUGAACAAACAAAUGAGCUUGCUUGGGGAUUGGAAUUGAGUGGUAAGAAAUUCUUGUGGGUGUUAAGACCACCACAUAAAUUUAACAUCAUUGAUGAAUUUGGUGCUGAAAAUGAUGAGGACCCUUUAAAAUUUCUACCAAAUGGGUUCUUGGAGAGAACACAAGGGCAAGGUUUGGUUGUUCCUUAUUGGGCAGCCCAGAUUGAAAUUUUAUGUCAUAAGGCAAUUGGUGGAUUCCUAUGCCAUUGUGGAUGGAAUUCCACACUUGAAAGCAUUGUCCAUGGAAUUCCAAUAGUAGCAUGGCCACUCUUUGCAGAGCAGAAGAUGAAUGCAGCUAUGUUAACUAAUGGAUUGAAAGUUGCUCUGAGGCCUAAGCUUAAUGAGAAAGGGAUAGUGGAAAGGGAAGAAGUAGCUGAUAUUGUAAAAAAUCUAAUGGAAGGUGAAGAGGGUAAAGGGAUUCGAAAAAGAAUGGAGAAGUUGAAAGAUGAUGCUGCUGAUGCAAUGAAAGAAGAUGGAUCUUCAACAAGGACCCUAACACAAUUAGCACUAAUAUGGAAAAAGUUGAGGGUCGAAUAG
This is a messenger RNA of Lotus japonicus, 1945 nucleotides long. RefSeq names its product hydroquinone glucosyltransferase-like. Gene Ontology annotation, molecular function: UDP-glycosyltransferase activity. Lineage: Eukaryota; Viridiplantae; Streptophyta; Magnoliopsida; Fabales; Fabaceae. The transcript has a single exon. The record is from RefSeq and is a predicted model, not a curated record. The coding region runs from base 515 to 1945 and encodes 476 amino acids.